UUCUCCGGCUGACCGCGGGACCCGGCUCGUGCAGAGGAGGGGGGCCGAUCGCUAUGGAGUAUUUCAUGGUACCCACUCAGAAGGUGCCCUCUUUGCAACAUUUCAGGAAAACAGAGAAAGAAGUGAUAGGAGGGCUCUGUAGCCUUGCCAACAUUCCACUGACCCCUGAGACUCAGCGGGACCAGGAGCGGCGGAUUCGGCGGGAGAUCGCCAACAGCAACGAGCGGAGGCGUAUGCAGAGCAUCAACGCGGGCUUCCAGUCCCUCAAGACCCUAAUCCCCCACACAGAUGGAGAGAAGCUCAGCAAGGCAGCCAUUCUCCAGCAGACGGCAGAGUACAUCUUCUCCCUGGAGCAGGAGAAGACCAGGCUUCUGCAGCAGAACACACAGCUCAAGCGCUUUAUCCAGGAGCUGAGCGGCUCAUCCCCCAAGCGGCGGCGGGCAGAGGACAAGGACGAGGGCAUCGGGUCGCCAGACAUCUGGGAGGACGAGAAGGCGGAGGACCUGCGCCGGGAGAUGAUCGAGCUGAGGCAGCAACUGGACAAGGAGCGCUCGGUGCGCAUGAUGCUGGAGGAGCAGGUGCGCUCGCUGGAGGCCCACAUGUAUCCGGAAAAGCUCAAGGUGAUCGCACAGCAGGUGCAGCUGCAGCAGCAGCAGGAGCAGGUGCGGCUGCUGCACCAGGAGAAACUGGAGCGGGAACAGCAGCACCUGCGGACCCAGCUCCUGCCCCCUCCGGCUCCCACCCACCACCCCACAGUGAUCGUGCCGGCACCACCCCCUCCCUCCCACCACAUCAACGUUGUCACCAUGGGCCCCUCCUCGGUCAUCAACUCUGUUUCCACGUCCCGGCAAAACCUGGACACCAUCGUGCAGGCGAUCCAGCACAUCGAGGGCACCCAGGAAAGGCGGGAGCAGGAGGAGGAGCAGCGGCGAGCGGUCAUCGUGAAGCCGGGCCGCAGCCUCCCUGAGGCCCACGCCUCUGACACUGCCUCCGAUUCGGAGGCCUCGGACAGCGACGCCAUGGACCAGAGCCGGGAGGAGCCAGCAGGGAACGGGGGGCUUCCCUGACCACCCCCCAGCCCUCCUUUCCCUUCUUGGGGCUGGAGGGGGCCGGUGGGGCAGCAACAGGGAGCAACGCAGGUGAACGAGUGAGGAAUUUUUACAAAAUUACGACGUCAUUUGGGUCUCUUUUAUGACCUCUUUUUCAAUACUGUAAAUCCACCUUGGAGCGAAGCCACCUGACCUGAGGUCCCGGGGGCUGGGGUGGCAGGAGCGCGUGGGAGCACCGGGACACCUGGGGCUGGGCCUCGCCCCGGAGGCCGGGGGAAGCUGACACAGGUGCCUGGCCUCUCUCCGCCAAAAAGCAUUUUUUCAUUUAAACAUGUUUUUAAGAACAGGGAAAAUCAAACAAAACCCCAAGGUAUUCUGCCCUCCCCAGAGCCAGCCCUAGAUGGUCAGUUUUUGACUCCUUCCCUCCUCUUUUUGGUUUUUUUCCUUUCUCCUUUAAGCACUUACAUGGGUUGGGGGUCUGGCUGGGUCGGGGCUCUCCGGGGGCCCGGGGGUCUACGAUGCUUCUCGGUUGGGGUUUGCUGCUGCCCUUCUCCCCUCCCCUCCUGGCCUCGGCUCAGCACGAGGAUUCGCCACUCCCCACCACCACCCAGCCCCAUCUCUCCCUCCAGGUUUCCCAUCUUCCACCCCAAAAAUGUCUUUGUCUCUCUCUCUUUGUUUUGUUUGUUGUUGGUUCUUUUUGGUU
Neomonachus schauinslandi (Hawaiian monk seal) is the source of this 1752-nucleotide messenger RNA. RefSeq names its product transcription factor AP-4 (gene TFAP4). The record is from RefSeq and is a predicted model, not a curated record. Gene Ontology annotation, cellular component: nucleus. Gene Ontology annotation, biological process: regulation of transcription by RNA polymerase II. Bases 54 to 1067 code for a protein of 337 amino acids. Lineage: Eukaryota; Metazoa; Chordata; Mammalia; Carnivora; Phocidae. Gene Ontology annotation, molecular function: RNA polymerase II cis-regulatory region sequence-specific DNA binding; protein dimerization activity; DNA-binding transcription factor activity, RNA polymerase II-specific. The transcript is spliced from 7 exons.